CUCUGGUCCGAUCUCCGAGCUACAGUGAAGUGCCCUAAUAUUAAUUUCUUAGUACACACAUUAGCCUGGUAUGGUUAGGUGUGGGUACACGCGCACAAAGUGGUAUAAGAAGUGCUCACUUGUAAAGCCACAGUAGAGAAACGCGUCCUGCAAUGCAAUUUACUAAAUAUAUAUAUACAUACACAUCAUACGUGCCCACAAUAUAAGAAAUAUGCCCUUCCAGGCGCCCGCACAUUUAUGUACACAUAAGCACGCAGCAGUGCUCUUGCCUCUUCUUCGUCUUUCCCCGACUUCCCGUGUCACUGAAGCUCCGGGCUGCCCAGCAAAAUGGCUGCGUUCCUGCGAGCUCGCAAAUAUGUUUGCUGUGUGGUUCGUUUCUCCGACCGUGAACUGUAACCGCUAGUGCUGACCGCUUGUGAAAAUAAAAAGAAAAUCUACUGGUAAAGCUGUGAUGGCUGAAGAAAGUGCAGAUAUUGGAGGUGUGAUAGAGGAUGAAGACGAUGGUUCAAUUGACCCAAACCUUCAGGUGCAGCUCAAUGCAUUCAGAGCUCAGUGGAUGUCUGAACUCAAACCGAGCAGUGGAGCAAGCGAUCAAGUGCAGCAAGCUAAAGGUCAGAAGGGGACGCAAGAAAUAGCUCGGGAGAAGAAGGCCACUGAGCUGUUCAUGAGAGCUGUUCAGGAAGAGCAGAAUGGAACUGUCUAUGAAGCUAUCAAGUUCUAUCGCAUGGCUAUGCAGCUUGUGCCUGACAUCGAGUUUAAAAUCAACUACAACCGUCCUUCUGACACAGACAGAGUUGGUGGAAGCUACACGGAAAACAAUGAUGGUGAAGGUGAGAUGGAGGAUCUGCUUGUCUACUUUCAGCACCAGCUCACUCUGGAAAGCUCCUUUCCAAAGAUCUGCACUCCUGAGUUUGAAAUGACUCAGAUGCACAUUUCAGCCUUGCCACGGGAAAUCCUGAUGUACAUAUUCCGUUGGGUUGUGUCGAGCGAUCUGGACAUGCGAGCCCUGGAGCAGCUCUCUUUGGUUUGCCGUGGGUUCUAUAUUUGUGCAAGGGACCCUGAGAUUUGGCGCUCAGCCUGUUUAAAAGUGUGGGGGCGCAACUGCACCAAGCUUGUACCCUUCAAAUCAUGGCGGGAGAUGUUCCUGCGAAGGCCACAUGUCCGUUUUGAUGGUGUGUAUAUCAGCAAGACAUCAUACAUUCGUCAAGGAGAGGAAUCGCUGGAUGGAUUUUACAGGGCUUGGCACCAGGUUGAGUACUACAGGUACCUCCGGUUCUUCACUGAUGGCCAUGUCAUUAUGCUGACCACCCCAGAGGGCCCUCUGUCCAUUGUUUCUCGCUUGCGUACUAGGAACACCAGAAUGGAUUCUGUUCUGCUCGGUCAUUUCCAUCUGUCACAGGAGACAGACAAUCAAACCAAAGUUUUUGCUGUUCUCUGCAAGAAAAAGGAGGAGCAGAAACCAACCGAGUUUCAAAGGAAUCGGUUCUGCAGGUGGAACCCACCUCCUGAGGCUGAACACAUCUUCCAUGUAGGAUUACAUCUGUCCUCCGGAGGGCGUCAGGGUGUCAGUAAGCUGGUGUGGAUCCACCACUCCUGCCACAUCACCUACAAGCUGACUGGGGAAACCGUUGUCACAGCAUUUGACCUGGACAGGAUGUACACACCCUUCUUCUUUGUACGUGUGAAGAGUUACACCGCUUUCUCUGAGAAGCCUCUUUGAGCCGCAUGGAGAUGUGCAUGCUAUCCCAUGAUGAUCCCAUCCACCAUUUUAACAUAAUUAUACUCUUCAGCCUGUUUAUUUUGUGCUGCAGCUGGGUUAUGGUGUUGAUAUAUACAAACUCUCAUGUUUCCUACAUGCAAUUAUAUUACAUUCAGGUUUACAUAAUAGAAUACUACUUAUUUUCUGAUUUCAGAAACUAUGAUAAUGUGCUGAGAGCUAAAAUAAUUAGCAGUCUUUCCCACCAAUUCCAAGCAGUGAAUGUUCAUUAAGUUUUUGCUUCAUGUUGCACUUUCUCCCUCAAAUAAAUAGUGGUGAACAGAA
Molecule: messenger RNA, 2041 nt
Organism: Monopterus albus (swamp eel)
Lineage: Eukaryota; Metazoa; Chordata; Actinopteri; Synbranchiformes; Synbranchidae
Gene: fbxo9
Product: F-box protein 9
Exons: 13
Coding region: 452-1720 (422 amino acids)
Biological process (GO): SCF-dependent proteasomal ubiquitin-dependent protein catabolic process
Cellular component (GO): cytoplasm; SCF ubiquitin ligase complex
Molecular function (GO): protein binding
Source: RefSeq, a predicted model, not a curated record